CUUAUUCGCAGCACUGAAUGCAUUUCGUGGUACCUGUCAAAGUCAAACCAACCAAAACAAAAAUUGACAAUGAUCUCCUAACGUUCUCUGGAAAAGUUAGAGUAUUUCAAAAAGGUGUUAACGACACUUUCGUGACUUAGGAGAUUUGGGGCUUUUCUUGGCUCUGAUUUCAAACAUUUUGUAACGAUCACACAAUGAGUCAAGAUUCUGAGCUGCUCUGUGAUGAACCAGACCAGUGGCCUCGUGGAACUCUGAGCUUCACAAAGUUACCUGAAGAACGGAGCCACACCAGUGAACACAUCCAAUCCUGGAAAAAGGUUCCACUUCCUGAAAAAAACAUGAGUGGCACAAUGAAUGGGACCCCUGAUUCGAAUGGAGACAAUCUAUUCUUUAAUGGGGCUGUAAAAUUUCAAGUUAUGUCUGUCCGUAUUGUGGAAGAGGCAGGACAGAAAAAACAUGUGGCGUAUACUAUUUGUGUGAGAAAGGAAGGUUUAAAUGUUGACCCACAUCCAGCAGUGAUUGAACGUCGCUAUUCAGAUUUCUUAGAUCUCUUCCUUGCCCUGCGUAAAGAAUUUCCAUCUCUCAUGGCUGGUGUUUCCUUCCCAAGAAAGGUUUUAAUUGGAAACUUUGGACCAGUUGUCAUUGAAUCUCGCCAGAAAGGAUUUGAAUUGCUUCUUGGACAUGCUGCCAAAGAUGAAAAGUUGAAUCAGUCAUCCAGCUUAGCAGCUUUCCUACAGAAUGCAGAACAGCGUGAAGCGCAAUCCUGGAUGAUGCAGAAACGUUAUGACUUGGCUGCCCCUCUGUUGGAGAAUGCUUUCAGGCUUCUGAAUAAACUGUACACUGAUCGCCAUCCCUAUGUCAUCAUUGCUCUAUGUCGUUUAGUUGCUUGUUGUGCUGCAGACUCAAAUGAAUCUCGCUCGGGAGGACGAGCUGAAAAGUUUGCUGAGCUGGCUUUGCGAAGAUUUGAAGCUGUUAGUGAUGCAGAUCUUCUUCGAUUCUAUAUCCCUUUGCUUCAGUUGUGUGUGCAUUUGUGGUGGUCGUUGGGAAAGGACAAACAACCUAUAACAAACAGACUGGAAGAUUUGAAGCUUCGUGGCAUUCGAGUGGAUGGGCUUCCCUCUCUUCUUGACGCCAUGCUAGAAAUGCUUAAUUGCUAAAUUUGUCCAUUAAUUGGAUUUUAUGACUUAUGUAACAAGGAGCAAAAUAAUCUCAGCAUGCCUGUUAGAUUUAAUAUUAAAUUUUCUCUAUUCUUUUUUCCUGUUUUAAAAAUCAUAGAGUUGCUUUGCUAAUUUUCUGGUGUAAAUCACAGAAUUUGACCCAUCUCCUCUUUUCCAAAAUCUGGCUGUGAUUUGAAACAUCAUUAUUCAGUAUGAAAGUCAUCACAUUAUUUUAAAACCCUCUUUUGAAUCAAUACUCGGAGACUGGAAAUACUGACUUUAAAUCAAUUUGAAUGUAACCCCAAUUGGGCCUAUUUGAAGGUUUCAUUUAAUGGUCCAGAACUGAAUAGUAUCCUGUAUCCAUAUUAGUCACGUUCUGUGAUUCUUGACCAAGUUCUGAAAGUAAUGUAGAAUAAUGAACAUCUUUGUUAAGACAGUUGCCUGUAUGUCCUCUGUUUGUUUUAGCAUGCAUUCAUUUUAUUCAAACUAUAUUUAGUUUAUAAGCAAGUGUGAGAAGGUGAGAAGAAAUGUUGUAUUCCUGUCAAGAUAAUGUAAGACUUUUGUCUUCUAUUUUACUUUUAAGUUCAAAACUUUUGUGAUUUUUCAGUGCAGGACUAUGUUUGAAAUGGUCUUACCUAACUUCAUAGAUUGUGCUUUUUAGUUAACAUCCAUUAUGUGUUCAUGCGGUUCCUAGUUUGAGGCAGCUCACUUCUAUUAUGCUGUGGUUAUAUUUUAAAGAUGUUUUUUUUAAAGUACAUUUUAUUGGUCACUAACUAUGCUUCUGAAAAUAUGAAUGUUAACUGGUGCAUUUACUAAAAGUCAAUUAAUUUCUUGUCAAUUUCAUUCUUACAUCACAUUAAUAAUAGUAUGGUCUAAGUAGACACAUAGUGGGCCAAGCAUUUAUCAGCUUGCCUGUUGUUUUCAAAUUAACAGGAAAUUGAUUUUGAUUAUGUGUUGCACUACAAAAUAUUUUAGUUGACCGAGUGCCUCUGGAGAGUUGUACUGUAGAUGUAAGUUGGUAAUGUUCUUGUUUGUAAAGAUUUUAUAAGUGUGUUUCAAUUUUACAUUUAAAUAUGUGUUUUCCUGUGAACAAUUUUUGACUUCAAGAGGAAUUUAUCAGAACUUUCCUUUGAUAGAAAUCCAAAGAUGUAGUAGGACUUGUAUUAGAUUUGAUUUGCAACUUGUGCUUUAUAUUUUGAAGGCAAUGAUUUUCGAGUCUCAUCAUAACUGUACUAGCAGAAUUUUAGGUGUAUAACCAACAGACAAACACAAUGUUCUGAAAGCCAUGUUUGUUUGACUUUGCAGAAUGAAGGUAUUUUACUGUA
Messenger RNA from Thrips palmi, 2482 nucleotides. RefSeq names its product sorting nexin-21 (gene Snx21). The transcript is spliced from 6 exons. Gene Ontology annotation, biological process: protein transport. The record is from RefSeq and is a predicted model, not a curated record. The coding region runs from base 195 to 1157 and encodes 320 amino acids. Gene Ontology annotation, cellular component: early endosome membrane. Gene Ontology annotation, molecular function: phosphatidylinositol phosphate binding. Lineage: Eukaryota; Metazoa; Arthropoda; Insecta; Thysanoptera; Thripidae.